Molecule: messenger RNA, 3510 nt
Organism: Brassica rapa (field mustard)
Lineage: Eukaryota; Viridiplantae; Streptophyta; Magnoliopsida; Brassicales; Brassicaceae
Product: AT-hook motif nuclear-localized protein 6
Molecular function (GO): minor groove of adenine-thymine-rich DNA binding
Source: RefSeq, a predicted model, not a curated record
UAUUUUCAAAGCAAAUUUCGUUGGUCAACGUUACUAAAAGUGAUUUACAAAGGAUAUUGUCAGAACACGGUAUUUUUUAUUUUUUUGAAAUUUUCACUUUAACUUUUUUUUUUUUUUGCAGUUUCGUUUUAUUUAAUUAGACAUAUUAAUUUUCCAAGACGGACGUGGAUCUUUCUCUAAACCAAAAUUAAUAGAUUGAUUUUAUAACUAUUAUAUCAUCGAUAUUAGAAUAAUAUUAAAUGAAACAACUGUCUACAUGAUAUUUUUAGUAUAUAGUAUUAUUUCUUUCUCCUACAAUUUUCCAUUUUAUUUAUUUACUUCCUUUUUCCUUUGCAAAAAUAUAUUAUAUCUUUCUGUUAUGAAAAAUUUGGGGGAUAUUGCAUCUAAUUUCUGAGAGAUUUUUUACUUUGCUAAUUUCCGGUGAGAUCAAGAGGUUAAUCACCCACUGAGAAAGCUUUUGCAUUUUUCUGCUACAGUGUUAGUUUCAGCUCCAUAACUGUUGAAAGCAUUCACGGGCAAAAUUGUUCUGCUAUUUUUUUGGUAAUUUGAGACUUUAAAAAUGGAGGAGAAAGGUGGAAUGAGUCCAAGUGGGGUCAUCACAGUUAAGGGAGAUGAAACUUUGGCACCAAGAACAGAGUUUCAACAAAACCCUAGCUUUCUUCCAUCUGUGAGACCCACGACGGUGGUACCUCCUCUCCCUCCGGCUCCAGCCACUGUGACUCCUGGCUCAGCCGCUGCAGCGCCUCCGCCAUCAAUCUCUAGCGCAGGGACAGAUCUGACAAAGAAGAAGAGAGGGAGGCCGAGAAAAUACGCUCCAGAUGGUAGUCUGAACCCUAGGGCUUCGAGACCAACUCUGUCUCCGACUCCAAUCUCAUCUUCCAUUCCAUUCUCUGGAGAUUAUCAUCAUCAUUCUCAUUGGAAACGAGGAAAGGCUCAUCAGCAACCUGUUGAAUUCAUCAAGAGAUCUAACAAGUUUGAGUAUGAAAGCAGCCCAGCUCCUCCUCCUGCUGGGCUAUCAUGCUAUAUGGGUGCAAAUUUUACAACACAUCAGUUUACUGUCAAUGCUGGUGAGGAUGUAACGAUGAAAGUUAUGCCGUAUUCACAAGGUUCUCGAGCUAUAUGCAUUCUUUCUGCUACUGGUACCAUCUCCAAUGUCACACUUCGUCAACCUACCACUUCAGGAGGCACUCUUACAUAUGAGGGUCGAUUUGAGAUACUUUCUCUAUCUGGUUCCUUUAUGCCUACUGAAAACUGUGGAACCAAAGGUCGGUCCGGUGGUAUGAGCAUUUCUUUAGCCGGACCAAAUGGUAAAAUAAUCGGCGGUGGCCUUGCUGGUAUGCUCAUAGCAGCUGGUCCUGUCCAGGUGAUAAUGGGAAGUUUCAUUGUGAUGCAUCAAGCAGAACAAACACAUAAGAAGAAGCCUCGAAUCAUGGAGGCUUGUCCUCCUCCACCACAACCACAACAACAACCUCCAACUUUCACUAUCACCACUGUGAAUUCCACUUCUCCUGCGGUGGCCACCGUAGAGGAGCCAAAACAACAAACCUACGGUGGUGGUGGUACAAUGAGACCGUUGUCUCAAAUGCCUUCUUCUUUCCACAACGAUAGUAUCACAACGACCUAUCAUGGAUAUGGGAAUAUGAACACUGGUGCUACUAAUUAUAAAGAAGAAGAUGACUAUGAAAAUGGUGGGGAUGAUGAUUCCGGCGAUACUAGGAGCCUAUCUAAUAGUGGUUGAGCAAUCCUAGGACUUUCUUUUGUAGGAAGUAAGAUACCUUUAAGGUCAAAAGUGUUUCAGCUAUUCUUUUCUUUGCUUUUAGAGGGUUGUUUCAGGUGUGAGGCUUUUUCUAAAAAAUUCUUCUUACUGUGUGUUUUUCUAGGGUAUUUGUUUUUGUGAUCGGUUUAGCUUAAUUAUGUUGAAAUCGUCGAUUAAAUUAUGUUUUAUGGUUGCGGUUAUUGAGAUUAAAAUUUACUAUUUUGCAUAUGACAUAGUUCUAACCAAUUUUAUAUUCUACAUAAUUUUUGAUUUAGUCAAAAUAACACUCGAAAUCUAUAAAAAGUUCCAAUGGUCUCUUUGGCCGUCCUUGUUUUGAUAACACUGGUUUUUAUCGGGAGAUCUAGAAGAUCGAUCCAAUCCAAUAUUCAAUAUUAAGAUAUACAUCAAUAUAUUAGAAUAGGAAGUUUAUCAUUAUCUAUUAUAUACUAUUCCAUAUUAGUUUAGGAAAUUAGUUUGAUUUAUUCUCUAUAUAAACUAUGCAUCUUGUAACAUUAUUUUCAUGAGAGUCUAAUAUAAUUCUUCCAUAAACACUUUUGUGUUCUUUACUCUCAUCAAUUUGUCAUGGUAUCAGAGCAAGAACAAAAUUAAAAACAUCAAAAAUAUCCUUAUUCUCGUGUUGUCUUGCAAAAUCGCAGAACAAUCACUUCUCAUUCAAAAACUUUUUUAUUCACGACUUGAAGAAGAAGAUUUUUAUUCAAUCAUAGUCUUGGUUGUCUUUGCAAAAUCGCAAAUCAUCAAACUUAUUCUCUAUUCUUUUGUUUCUCAAUUUGAAGCAAGGAAAAUUCAUUCAACAAUUUAAAUUCAUUCAUCAACUUUCGUAUGGCUAUUAGCUCACGAAGAUUCAGAUUUCUUGACAGCAGUUUACCGGCAGCCGAUUCACCCUACCGUGAAGAUUGCAAAGCAAACAAUCAUCUCAUUGUAGGAUGGAUAAAACAAAUAUUCGAACCAAAACUCAGAUCAUCUAUCUCUGCUUGCAAAAUCGCAAGCUAUGGGACAUUCAUCAAGCUUCUGCAACGAUUAGCGCAUGAGCUACUUCUACCACCUAUUUUGAAGAUUGUUCAAUCUCAUACGUGUUACCACGUAUGAACUUGAGGGAGGGUAUUGGGAGAUCUAGAAGAUCGAUCCAAUCCAGUAUUCAAUAUUAAGAUAUACAUCAAUAUAUUAGAAUAGGAAGUUUAUCAUUAUCUAUUAUAUACUAUUCCAUAUUAGUUUAGGAAAUUAGUUUGAUUUAUUCUCUAUAUAAACUAUGCAUCUUGUAACAUUAUUUUCAUGAGAGUCUAAUAUAAUUUUUUCAUAAACACUUUUGUGUUCUUUACUCUCAUCAAUUUGUCAGUUUUGCUUCGGGUGAUGUUAUGAGCAAGUUGGGUCCGAGGGAAGUCGCCAUGGUUAAGGAAAUGAAUGAGUAGGAUGAAAUUAUAAAAGAGAUACGAGCAAGAUAAUAGGCAUAGUAGUUUCAAAAAAAAAAAGAUAAUAGGCAUAGCAGGGCUUCAUUAAACAAAGAAUGAUGGAGAGUCAAAGUCGAAACUAUUUUUUUUAUCUCUAAGGUGAAUGGCAAGAUGCAUAGCUUUUGUUUUUGGUCUAGCUCUUAUAUUAUCAGUGGCGCAACCUAUGAGGUUUAAAUAAUCUUAAGACCCAAACAUUUCAGAAUCUAUGAGGUUCAAUUAACGGCCCAAACAUUUUAGAAUUAUAUUCACUAAAUUCUGAUUCUAAUGUUUUAUGUUCUAUAAUUAUAU